AUGGUACUACUAAAUGUACUAAGACUUGUUGUCGUAACUAAUGUCACUGGUUCCCACAGGAUCGAUAAAAUUGCGAUACUGUCAUGUUUAUGUACUGUGCUGGAGGCUGUUGACAGGUGGCUGAGGGGCGGGGGUGAGGCGACGGCGCCCGCGCCCGCGCUGCUCGCGUGGCCCUCUCGCCUGAGUCACGCGCUCCGUAAUGCUUGCAUAAUAAUAAUGACGGAUGCCGAUCGCGCGGCGGCCCCUUUGAUCUGCCGAGCGUUUGAUCUCGCCGCGGCCGACUGGUCCCGCCGCCCCUACAUAAACGAGCCCGCACGUUACCUUUAUUCGAUCCGACGCCGCGUAUGA
Messenger RNA from Pieris macdunnoughi, 348 nucleotides. The record is from the annotation of a GenBank genome assembly. Lineage: Eukaryota; Metazoa; Arthropoda; Insecta; Lepidoptera; Pieridae.